UUUUCCAUUUAUGGGUUUUGUGAAUUAAUUUGAUUCUUUUAGAAGUUGAGUAGAGACUUGAAUUUUGUGAAAAAAGUGGUUGAACUUUUUUUUGUUGUUGCAAGCUUAUAAUUAUAUCUAUCUAUCUAUCUAUCUAUAAAUACUUAAUUCAUCUAUAGCUUGAGUUUAUUAGAAUCUAGUAAGAUAUCAUAAACUUAACAUAUCUACUUCAUUUUUUUGAUGAUCAAUGAUCUUUAUUGAUGUUAAUGAUUCACAAUUUCCAAUAUUUCAGUCUCAUAACAAUAGAUUGAAUACAUGCAUGUUUGGAUUCACAGUGAGUUUGACAAAAUCACUUUAGUACUGAGAUUACCAUGAUUCUAUUGAAGCUCGAAUUUGUAGCUUUUGUAAAAUCACAGCAGUACACCGUGAUUCUGACAAAGCAAUGAAGUAGUCUAAAAAAGUUAUAUUUUCAUGCAAUUUUUUCUAACCAAUGGUGUUUUUCUUGUUCAGGAAGAUUCAUUUCAACCAAAGUAAAGAUUCUAUGGAUAGUUAAUGUUCAAAAGGUGAAGUUUUUGUUUAUGAUCUUUGAUUGGAGCUAAGAUUUUCUUGUUGAAUCAAAACAAUGGCUUUAGCUCCAAUUCCAAAAGUUGUUUUAGGUUCAAUAGCCUUUGCAAUUUUCUGGAUACUAGCAGUUUUUCCAGCAGUUCCAUUUCUACCAAUUGGUAGAACAGCAGGUUCCCUUUUAGGUGCAAUGCUUAUGGUAAUAUUCAGAGUCAUUUCUCCGGACGAAGCAUAUGCUGCAAUCGAUCUUCCAAUCCUCGGUCUUCUUUUCGGCACAAUGGUUGUUAGUGUCUAUCUUGAAAGAGCAGACAUGUUCAAAUACAUAGGAAAAUUACUUUCUUGGAAAAGUAAAGGACCAAAAGAUUUACUUUGUAGAAUCUGUUUGAUUUCGGCUUUAUCGAGUGCUCUUUUCACAAAUGAUACUUCUUGUGUUGUUUUAACUGAAUUCAUAUUGAAAAUUGCAAAACAACAUAAUUUACCACCUCACCCUUUUUUGCUUGCACUUGCUUCAAGUGCUAAUAUUGGUUCCUCAGCUACACCAAUUGGUAAUCCUCAAAAUCUUGUUAUAGCUGUCGAAAGUAAAAUUUCGUUCGGAGAUUUUUUGUUCGGUAUUCUUCCUGCUAUGCUUAUAGGAGUUGUGGUGAAUGCUUUAAUUCUUAUAGCUAUGUAUUGGAAAUUGUUAUCUGGUCAUAAAGAUAUCGAGGAUCCUAUCGCUGAAGUUGCGGCUGAAGAAGAGGUUAAUUCUCAUCAAUUUUCGCCGGCUACGAUGUCUCAUUAUUCAUCAUCAUUUAAUUCUCAAGAGUUGAAUGGUUACUUACUAGAAUCUUCUAGUAUUCAAAACUCUCCCCAAGCUCAAAAUCUACGGAACCGGUUAGUUUCGAUUGAAAGUGAAAUUCAUAGGUUUCAUGUUGGAAGUGCAAUCAAUUCCGCUAGAAACUCUAGUGCAUCAAAGGAAGGGACUAAUAAUAAUGACUUGGCUUCUGAAACAAAAGUGGAAACUAGUCCAUCGAAAACUGUUGUCGAAAUAGAUAGAACAAUGGACGGACAUGUUUUGGCGUCUUCGGAUGGAAAGGACUGUUUAGGUGCUGAGCGGAAACGUUUACUGUGGAAAACAUGUGUUUAUUUGAUCACAUUAGGAAUGUUGAUUGCAAUGCUUCUUGGUUUGAAUAUGUCAUGGACUGCGAUUUCGGCCGCAUUAGCUUUGGUUGUUCUUGAUUUCAAAGAUGCUAGACCAAGUUUAGAGAAGGUUUCAUAUUCACUUUUGAUAUUCUUUUGUGGAAUGUUCAUCACAGUAGAUGGAUUCAACAAAACUGGUAUUCCAAGUGCUUUAUGGGAGUUUAUGGAGCCUUAUUCGCGAGUUGAUCGUUCUAGUGGAAUAGUGAUACUCGCUCUAGUUAUACUAGUCCUAUCAAAUUUGGCUUCAAAUGUACCAACCGUUCUAUUGCUUGGAGCAAGAGUUGCAGCAUCGGCUGCAGCAAUUUCGAAAGAAGAUGAGAAAAGGGCAUGGCUCAUCUUGGCUUGGGUCAGCACCGUCGCAGGGAACCUGUCAUUAUUGGGAUCGGCUGCAAACUUGAUUGUUUGCGAACAAGCUCGCCGAGCUCCCAACAUUUCGUACACAUUAACGUUCUGGAGCCAUCUGAAAUUUGGCCUCCCUUCAACUAUUAUAGUCACUGCUAUUGGUUUGACACUAAUAAGAUGAUAAGAAUUUUUUGAACUUGUAGAAUUUUACAUACAUUAUGUUUCUUGAUAUGCAAGUUAAAGGGUAUAAAAUAUAAAUAUAUGUAUUUGAAUGCUGAACUUUUUGUGUUUUGAGCAUUUGUGUCAAUGCUUGUGAUGA
Messenger RNA from Trifolium pratense (red clover), 2377 nucleotides. RefSeq names its product silicon efflux transporter LSI2-like. Lineage: Eukaryota; Viridiplantae; Streptophyta; Magnoliopsida; Fabales; Fabaceae. Gene Ontology annotation, cellular component: membrane. Gene Ontology annotation, biological process: transmembrane transport. The transcript has 3 exons. Bases 602 to 2239 code for a protein of 545 amino acids. The record is from RefSeq and is a predicted model, not a curated record.